AACGUGGCGGCCGAUGCGGUAUGGGUGUGUUUACAUCCCUGCAGCGCACAUCCGCAAUGCCGCUCCUGUCCAGCAUCCUCACACCAGCUGGCAGCUUCCCGGAAGCAGACGCCCGCAGUCCUACCCGCACACCGUCCAGAUGUGCGCAGCUGCAUCGGGGGGCAUCGUGCAGCGACAAGCCUACUCCAAAAGCUGCUGCUUUUUACAUUUCAGUUAUAUUAUUUUCGUUUGAGAUCGCUCCCUUUCAGCUGCAAUGCCACUGAAUGCAUGUGUGCCUCUGCGCCCCGUUUGAGGAGGAGGAGGUUCAUGCUCGUCCGUGUCAGCCGCUCCCGUUCGUGCGCACCGACGGAGCUCCAGCUCUGAAUGGGCGGCGCGCCUUCGCAUCAUCCGCAGUCACUCUAAAGCAGAUGCUGGGAGAAGAUGGCCGACAGGACCGAGAUGUUUUCGCUCUCCACGCCGCAUUGCCUCUCCCCUCCAGGCUGCAGGUCAGCCCAGGACAUCAGUCUGGAGGAGUUUGAUGACGAGGACCUUUCGGAGAUCACAGAUGACUGCGGCAUCGGGCUGAACUAUGACUCUGACCCCUAUGAGAAGGACUGUCUGAUUCUGGAGAAGAAUAGCCUUUCCCAUCCAAUCUGCUCAUUCCAGGACGACUUUCAAGAAUUUGAAAUGAUUGACGACGAUGACGAUGAUGAUGAAGGAAAUGACGAGGAUGAGGAUGACGAAGAGGAGGAGGACCUUGAGGCUCCUCCCUCUCCUUCGGCCUCCACGCCAGGUUCUCCCACUGCAGGCAUGCUGCAGAAGAGCCGACCCACCACCCUGAACCUGUUCUCUACUGUCACUCAGGAUUCCUUGAAUAACAACUGCGGUGUCUCUCCACGCAAGGCGAGCUGGCAGGAUUCUCUGGGCAGGCCUGCCUCGCACGGAUGUUUGUCCCCAAAUCAUUCAUGCCACGAGGACGGCACCCACGUCAAGGGCCAGUGUGCAGCCGUGCCUGGUGUGGGGUCCCAAAGCAAAGGUACACCCCCAAAUCAGUGUGCGGGAACUGGGCAUGCACGGUCGCCCCUCAAGCCCCUCCUGUACGACUUUGAGGGCAACAGACAGGAAAGGCCAGAAUACGGGUCAUUUGGUCAACAUAAAAUGUCCAGCGGCUCCGAUGCUGAAGAGGAGGUCGGCCCUGAUGCUGUCUGCCUAGACCCAGAUGUCUUGCCUCUUGAUGACCUGUCUCAGUGCUCUGAUGUUGGAGCUGAGCAGGACCUGAGCAGUGACUGCGCCGAAAGGUCACCAGGUCACUCUAGACAGGCUAAUGUCACGUACACGGUCACCAGUGAAUUAGCCAUGGACCCCGAUCUAGAAAACGACAUCACUUUAGACGUCACCAGCAGGUGCCUCUCCUCCACUGCGUUGGCUUACAGCCAGGCUGGAACUCCCCUGUCUGAUGAGGAGCUUGACAAAGAUUUUGAGGUAGACUUUACAAACAAAGUAGGCUAUGAUGGCUAUAAAGAGACAGAAGCUUCAUCCUACGUAGAAUUCCCUCCUAUUGAGCCUUGUGAACCAGCAUAUUUCUCCAGUUAUGACUCUUCCUCCAUCCCAUCUGAUGGAGACCUGGGAGUAGUCCCAUAUGAACAGGGUCUGGACCCUCAAAGCCACCCAUCCACUGGCUCCAGUCACACCAACUCCCCAUCGUCAGACCCGGGCAUUGCUGACAUGAAUAGCAAUGGCUGCAAAAUAUAUACUCCUUCGGGCCACAACAGCGAUAACCUCAGCUCCCCGGGAUCAGAGUCAGAUGUUGAUGGUGAGCUGGAGGUCGCUUUCCAUUAUGGGGGACCUCUGGUCAACCAUAUGAUCUCCUCCAUCUCUGAGACAGAGUUGGACCUGACCAGCGAGAGCAGCAGUGGUCGCUCGUCGCAUCUUACUAACUCCAUCGAGGAGGCCAGUUCUCUAACUUCUGACCAGGACCUGGAGGCAGAGCUGGAGCACGAAGGUGGACUUGUGGGUAUAAAGGCAUCCCUUCUCCUGGGGCAGCCUGAAGCUAUCAAAGAAGCCUCUCCAAGCUCUGAAUCAGAGAACAUGAGAAAUCUUGUUGAGGACCAGCUGCUGAUGGGCGUGGAAGGUGCUGAUGAUGUGCAUGCCAUUCAGGCAGACAAAAUGGAACCAGCUGCAGACCAGAGCGAGAAUAGUCCCUCCAGGCAGCUGGUCCUGGAAAUUGAGCCAGAUUGCUGCUUAGAUAGCAUCAAGAGGUCCUUCUACCUACCUGUAGCGUCCAAACUUAUGCCUGCUGUAGAUGACAGUGAGUGUGACUCUGAAUCCGAGUCAGAGGCUGACAUUAGCGAGAAUUCGGAUUCCCCCUGGCUCCUCAGUAACCUUGUCAACAAAAUGAUUUCUGAGGGUUCCUCCCCUAUCAGUUGCCCAGAGGAGUGCUUCACAAGUUCUGCCUCCAUCUCUGACGGAUCUCCUGCGACAGGCCUGGAGACAAAUGCUUUUAAUGAGCAUUUAGAAAGUCUGGAACAAGAAAUGAAAUCAAUUGGUGACAAGCUCGUAAAGAGCUCUAUGGAAACAAAGAAAAGCCCAAGUUUACACAUAGGGAUGGAUAUAGAGGAGCACCUUGCAGAAGAUAACAAGGAGGUAGCCUCUGAAUACAAUGUAAGCCCAGUGAGAAGCUACAGUUCGGGAGUGUCUCUGUAUCUGAGUAACCCGGCUAAUGACACAAUCACCCCCAUCUUCAUGGAUCACAUCAACAGGACAUCUAGUCAAGGAUCAGAAAUGGUGGAAUCAGACCAGUUUCCUCCAAAGGCCUCUGUAGCUGUUCCAAGUUCUGUGAAAAAUCUGAAGGAAGCAGAAUCAUGUUCCAAAAGUGAGCAAGUGGAGACAAAAGAGGUUACAACCUUGUUUCUGAGCACGUGUGUGGAUGGCCUGUGUGAUGGGCAGCAGAGAGAGCAGGAGGACACAGGCUCACUCUUGACAGAGUUUAAGGACAUUCUGUCUUUGGACAUCUCCACUGCUCAGACUAACCAUUGCUUCAGCCUGACCUACUCCACUGCGAAAGAUGACGACUCCCUGCAGGAGUCACUCCAGUGCUCCCCAUAUGGCCAGGCCUACCUGAACAGCCUCCGCCCUGUCAGCAAGAGCGAGGGGGAGGCUCCGUCACCAAUGGAUGCUCCAAGAACAAGGCUGCUGGACGAUUCGCUGGCCUAUGACACAAUGAAGUACACGCUUGUGGUUGACGAGAAAGCCACACUGGAGUUGGUGAGCCUGCGGAGAUGCACGUCCGUCUUGAGUGAUGACUCCGACCUCUCCACACUCUGUGAGGACGACUGCCCCAUCAGUGGAGAUCCAGAGCUCUGUGGCACCCCUGAGGACACCUCCCCAGAGGAAGAUCUGCCAUUCUCCAAGAAGUUCCUCAAUGUCUUCGUCAACAACACCUCACGGUCCAGCAGUACCGAGUCCUUUGCCGUCUUCUCCUGUACCAUCAACGGAAAGGAAAGGGAGCAGACACACCGGGCUGUCUUCAGGUUCAUCCCCAGGCAUGCGGACGAACUGGAGCUGGACAUAGACGAUCCCUUGUUUGUGGAGGAAGAGGAGGAUGACCACUGGUACAGGGGCUACAACAUGCGUACAGGCGAGAGGGGGGUCUUCCCUGCCUACUACGCCCAUCAGGUCGUGGGCCACGUGAGGGAGGCGCUGGGGCUGAAGAGGAACACGGCCUGGGUAGAGAGCUUCUGCGUACAGUUCCUUGGAUCAGUGGAGGUGCCCUAUCACCAAGGCAACGGGAUUCUGUGCGCAGCCAUGCAGAAGAUUGCCACCACGCGCUGGCGGACAGUGCACCUCCGGCCCCCCGCGCUCUGCGAGCUGGAGGUCAGCCUGCAGGGCAUUAAGCUGGUGAUGAGUCUGGAGGACGACUACGGCCUGCUGGACGAGUUUGACAGGUGCAGUCACUCCUUCCAAAUGAAGAACAUCUCCUUUUGUGGCUGCCACCCCAAGAACAACUGCUACUUUGGCUUCAUCACAAAGCACCCCGUGCUGAAGCGCUUUGCCUGCCACGUCUUCGUGUCCCAGGAGUCCAUGCGGAAGGUGGCCGAGACCGUAGGACGAGCCUUCCAGGAGUACUCCCAGGAACACCUGCAGUACGCUUGUCCCACAGAAGAUAUCUACCUGGAGUAGGGGAUACCCACAUUUCAGCCUGCUCACCAAUUAUGUAUGUUCCUCAUAUGUUCCACAAGGGGGCACUCAGUGCCCAUUCUCUGAUGUAAAAUAUCUUUUUCUCAGAGCAGAAGCGCAGAAGUCCUAAAUGACGAGCACAGCUUUGGGGAAAAUUUUUGUUUGUUUUUUUCUACUAUACAGUAUUUGACACUGAGCAGCCAAGAAAUGCGUUUCGGAAAAGAAAUCUCAUUUUCUCCUAUGUGAAAAAGUACAAAGAAUGCCUGACGUCCAUGCAUGACUUCAGCCGUAAUGCAUACACACAGGAUAGACAUACACACACAGUAAAUGCUGUCAUUGUUAUCAACAUACUCUGUUGUAUAGAUUCUGGGGUUGGGAUGAGCCGUGUGUAAAUAUAAAUUAGGUAAAUGUCAAAGAAAUGUGGGUUUUAUUUCUACUGAAACAGAAUUUUGUUGAGCUAGAGAGUUUAUGCAGCAGAAAUGCACUCAGCUGCAGUUACGCCACAAAACCUGGAAAGUCAAAAGUUGCAUAUAAGAACUUAGUGUAAAUAAAUGUAUAAAGAGAGCAGAAUUAGACGAGUCCUUAAAUAAUGAAAGCAGUGAACGUCCCAGACUCACACACAGUUGUUAAGGUAUUUUCAUCUUGCGAAUUCCGCGGGGAGUACAGGCCUGGGUGUGAACGGGCCAUCAGUCAGAGUCUGGCCGCUGUACGCCGGCUGCCACACAAGGGCCCAGAAACCGCAACGGUGUCAGUGUGAGCAGCAGCAGUGAGGCGGUGCUGCCAGAAGAGGGCGCUUCUCCAGCUGACUCCACUGGAGCAGAAGGAGGCUGCUGAAGUCCUGAAUGCUUCCGGAAGCAGAGCGGGCUGCAGAGCGUAUUUUAUACUUAAAAAAUGUUAUUUAGCAAAUAUGUACAGCUGAGUAUUUUACUGGAGCGAUUCAGCUUAGCUUCUUGCCCUGAUUAUAAGCCCGACCCUUAGUCACGUUGGCGUCCAUACUAUUGAGCUAUUACACUGUAGCGGGUGCAGGCAGGACUGUCACUGGUAUGCCUGAAACAUUGACUUUUUAAAACAAUUCUCUAAGAAUAAUAUAAGCAGGAAGAAUUGGUUUUGCUAGUCUGGCUCUGCAUUGAUGGGGGUGUGGCGGCUUGGCUCCUGCUCACAGACACAGGGCUUUCUCUGACCCCAAAGAUCAGAUCGCCUUUUUUCCUGUGGAUUGUUGCCGGGGAUUCUGGGAUAUCAGCUUUUGAUAGCUGUUUCUUUGCGUGGGAGAUGAGACAGAACCCUUCUGAAGCUGCGACUUGCUGUUCUGUUACCGCAUUGCCACCUGUAACCGUGAGGUGACUUACUGCCCAAAUCCAUACUUCAGUCAAGCAAAAGAAUAAAAGCUAAAGAAAGGCGACAAUAGGGGCGCAGAGGUCAGCACUGUUGGUCGCACACCUCUGGGACCAGGGUUUGAGUUCCUGCCCAGGUUCCAUCUGCGUGGAGUUUGCAUGUGCCGUCCAAAAACAUGCUUAGUUGGAGUUAUCAAAUCGCCCAUAGGUGUGCUUGUGUGAGCGAAUGGUAUGUGAGGGACUCUGGGUUGUUCCUGGGUUGUUCCCUGCCUUGUACCUGUAGCCUCCAUGAUAGGUUCCAGACCCCCGUGACCCAGAAUAGGACUAGUGGGUACAGACAAUAGAUGGUGGGGAGGGGUCAGUGCAAUGGCUUAGAGACAAGUAUGGCUGAAGGAGCAUGUUGUCAGGAAGAAGACAGUGAAAACAAAACUGCAUGUUAUGUACUUCUUAAGGAUGCUGUUUUGGUUAAUGGAGUUUUCCAAAUUAAAUACGUACUGCAGAAUUCCUGGUCCUGGAAGCCAUAAUGACUGUUCAGCAUUAUCUAUCAUCUGCUGCUUCAGGAGGACUGGGCCUUAGCCGUGCUUGGGAUGCUUACUGCAAACCUACCUGAGCGGAAAGCGGCCAGCGUCCUGAAAGCUUGUCGUCAUGCCUUCUGCUCCAGCAUUUAGAUUCUAUGGACACGUUUGAAUUAAGAGUUCAUUCAGGCAUUUCGGUUAUGUGCUUGUAGCUAGCCAUGUCAAAAUACGCUUGCGGACUUGUGAUAAAGGUAAAAAUGUGUGUACUGUUUUUAAAACAUGGUGUACACUGGUUUUUCUGAUAUUGCUCGGUGUGUAUAUCUGAGGUCAGCGGAAGAAAAUUAGGCGAGAUUCACAGAGGGACUCUGCACCAAAACACAUCAUUCCAAGAUAACCAAGUCACUUAUUUUCAUAUGCCUAUGGUACACCUUUAAUAUAAGACGAUAUGACAGCGAUAACGUGCCUUUUAAUUCUUUCUGGUGUUUUGUGGGUUUUCCCUAAAGAAAAUUGGUUGGGGGCAAACUUGUCCUGUCACAUUCUGUUGUGUCUUGCUUUUGAUUGUUCUUCGUGGCCGUGCUCAUCCUGCACCUCUUCCAGCGUCCUCUGCCUUCUGUCUAGCUGAGCAAAUGCACAGAUCCAGUCCCAGAGUGACCCUGUAAGGGAAAAAGACACCCAGACCGCAGAAGGAAGUUUCCUGUCAGUGUAGUAACAUACACUUCACUCGAUUUGUGAUAUUGCUAAAUUAAAAAAAUAUAUAUUUAAGGUGAGGGUUAAAAAUGUGCACUGUGGCAGACGAAAUCAUCGUCCACUAUCCCGCUUAGUUCUGUUUGUUAUAAAAAUUGAAAAAUGCAUCAGCAUCCAUAGAUGCGGGAACCGCCAGCAGCCUGCAGUUCUUUCUCCCCGUCUCCUUUUCAUCCGUUUCACUUCUGCUUCAUACUGGGAUGCUGCCUGAAUCCUGACCCAAGGAUCGACAGCAUUUAGAUUCACUGGCUGCGUCUGCUGUCGGCUGGCUUAAUGCUAAAGCUGUAUAGAAUAUGCUGAUUUGCACUGCAGAGGCGAUUAACCUGCAUUUAGCACCAAGCCGACAGGCUGCCAAGGUGGCUGCCUAAUGCCGAUAGGCCAUCGGGGUGGCUUCCUCGUGCUGAUAGGCCAUCGGGGUGGCUGCCUCGUGCCGAUAGGCCAUCGGGGUGGCUGCCUCGUGCCAGCAGUCCUACGGGGAGGUUGCCUCAUGUUGAUAAGCCACCAUAGGGGCUGCCUCGUGUUGACAGGCCACCAUAGGGGCUGCUUCAUGUUAACAGGCUGCCGGGGUGGCUGCCUUGUGCCAGUAGGCCGCAAGAGGGGCUUCCUCAUGCCGACAGGCCUCCGGAGUGGCUGCCUUGUGCUAAUCAGGCCGCAAGCCUCACCUCGCCCACUGUACCCCCUGUUUGAUCUCCAGUAGACACUCCUGUAGCCAUGAAUGUCCUGACUUUAGCGUCUACGCAGCCUAGCAGAUGACUCAUGUAUAGCUGUGUAGAAACAAACCUAUUUAAAGCUGAACCUUUGUACAGAUAUCUUUCAUAUGAUAGGAAGGCCUGUUGCAUCCCGCUCUGGUAUGUUAUUCAGAAAUGUGUCCUUUUGCUUUGUAUCCCUGUGUAUUUAUUGCUCCUGCCAUCAUUUCAGUGCAAGAAAGGUCCCCAGAAUGUUCCCACCUGAAAUGGCUGGUCCUUGCUAACCCCUCUGCUCCUGGUAGAUGCCACCAGCUCUCGCAGGUAUAAUCCCUAAGCGCGUGACUCUGGUCCUCGGCCGCAGACUCCUAACUGUAUUGACCCAAAACAUCAGUAUGUGUCCAACUUGUAUCUCUACAAUAAAGACUUUCUGACUUUA
This is a messenger RNA of Brienomyrus brachyistius, 7864 nucleotides long. Its product is annotated as C-Jun-amino-terminal kinase-interacting protein 2-like. Gene Ontology annotation, biological process: regulation of JNK cascade. The record is from RefSeq and is a predicted model, not a curated record. Gene Ontology annotation, molecular function: protein binding. The transcript has 13 exons. Lineage: Eukaryota; Metazoa; Chordata; Actinopteri; Osteoglossiformes; Mormyridae. Bases 421 to 4158 code for a protein of 1245 amino acids. Gene Ontology annotation, cellular component: cytoplasm.